Mycena citricolor is the source of this 4669-nucleotide messenger RNA. NCBI's taxonomy places the organism in Eukaryota, Fungi, Basidiomycota, Agaricomycetes, Agaricales, Mycenaceae. The record is from the annotation of a GenBank genome assembly.
AUUUGACCGCGCCGACAACAAUCCGGGCCUACGCACUCUGCUCCAAUGGAGGUCCCGUUCUCAUCGUCCAAGGCGGUCAAUCGCGCGCACUACGCCUUGGUUAGGGAUGUCGAAUCGUCUGCGUCACCGGAAAUAGCGGACAGCUAUAUCCUGAAGGAAAUGCGAUCCAUCCAAUCCCGGCUGCGCUACCCCAGUAUCUCUCUCAAAGAGACGCGCGACUGUCUGAUCGUGCUGCUCUAUUGCGCGGGAACCUCAACGUCGCUGCCUCGUGGAACGAUGGAUUUCGCGCUGCCACAGGCUGCGAAUCUGGCCCAAGUCGGGAAUUCGGUGGCAGAGAAGAGAAUAGGAUACCUCUUCUGUGCUGAGAUCAUGACGGAGGACCAUGAACUGAGGCUGCUACUCGUCAAUACCCUGCGCAAGGACCUUGAAUCCGAUGCCGAGGCAACCAUAUGCCUUGCUUUGGAUAACCUGAUAUCCUCGCCUUCCGAUGCAGUAAUCCCUGCGAUCCAGUCCCGUCUGAAGGACCUCCUCUCCCAUCCCUCGUCAGCCGCACAUCCGACGCAGGGCACUCGCCGCCUCCGCUGCUCUUGCGCGUUUCGAGCCAGAAAUCCUGAAAAGCAUCAGGAGCAAGGUGCUCAAGCGGCUGCGUGAUCCCGAUCCUGCGGUUGUGUGCGCCGCUCUGAAUGUGUCUGCGAAGCUUCACGAGAAUGACGCAUCGGCGGGAGAAGAUCUGCGCGGUGUCCUGAACGAGCUGCUCAAGUCGUUCUGGGAGGAUGUCGGUCGGCAGUCGGUUCGAUGCAAUCUGUUGCAGACACUGCACUUGCUACGCAAGUUUGGGCUGGACGAAGUCAAUCUUGGGCUCGUGCUGGAAAUCAUCCAUCAGACAUCAGUGUCUGGGGACCAUCCUGUCAUGUGCGGAGCUUUCCUCAAUCUCUCCGGGAGAGAUCCGGCCAGCCUGUUGAAAGCUCAGACGUCGGAGAAACUUUCCCCUAUUUCUAACAUCCGGGCGUUGCUCAAUUCACAGAGCGUGACUGAUCACUACAUAUUUCUUUCGUGUCUGACGUGCUUACCCCCGAGUCUUUGGUCCGGAAGUGAGCCCGAUUCGCCUGCGGCAUUCGAUGAAUGGGAGGUUGGAAGAGUGAUGGCCUUGCUUGACUCUCCAGACCCAGCUAUCCGACAGAAGACUUUGAGGAUACUGAAUACCAUUGACGAGAAUAUCAUCAACUCGUAUUAUCUUCGAUGUCUACAGACUUUGCCCAUCGAUCUGCCGGCGAAUAUGCUCUCAAACUAUGCCGCCCGUUUUCUUCAGAUUAUAGAAACGCAAACGGAUGGAGAUGGGGAACUCUAUGCCCGAUUGCUGAUCGACUUGUUCACGCAAAUGGAGGCUCGAUCUCCUGCUUAUGCUCAGAUUGUUAUCGAGUCCGCUGUGGAAGGAGUUCUAUCCCAUAUCAGGGCUGCUUCCACCCCGUAUCAGAUUGGUUGCGCCACUGCGCUGUUGACCUCCUGCGCCGAUCUCGAGAAGUACUUCGGCCAGACCAUGAUGGUGAUCUUGUCUGCACUGUCGACAGAGUAUGCAGGGGCGUUGGUGGUUCCUGCAAUUGAAAUUCUAAGUGGGAUUUCGACACGGCUUUCUUCCUGCAUCCCUGCGGUUCAGGACGCUUGUCUCUUGGCAAUGAUGCGAUUGUCUGCAGACUGCGAGCGAAUGCCUUCUGAAGUUCUGGACGGCGUCGGUGGUCUGGCCAAACAGUGCAGUCGCCAUAUCCGACGGCGGUGUGCAGAGUUUAUUUCACUCUCUAGCCGCAAAGACGAUUUGGCCGAGAUCGUUCGAAGCGCAAACUCAUCUGCGUUGCCAGAUUUUCUCGAAGCACUUAUCGCAUAUGAGAAUCGAGCUGCACCGACGUCCGAGGACAAACCGGCGUCGGUAUCGAAACCGGCUAGCCUUCCAAAGAACAGACUGAGAUACGAGGCUUACGAAGCCCCGAAGACUACACCUCGGCUCAGGGACCGCCCCGAUCUUGCCAAGAGCUCUUCACGCUCAGCCAGCUCAUCAGGCCCUCGAAACUCCCCAACUGCAGGAGACUUGGCUGCCACGCCGCAGCCUACAGAACUUCGGAUGGCAACAGAUCUAAUCGCAUUUCAUGAUUCGCCUUUCGCCUCCGAUCCUGACACGCCUGAUUUUGCUAAUUUCUGGGAUUCGUUGGAUGAGUCUAGCAGCGCUCGGGGCUGGUGUGAUCUCUCGCUCGAGGACGUGAAUAAGCGUCUGGAAAGCCUUGAUAUUCUAGUCAUCCCUGCCGAGACAGCCCCGUUCCUAGGCAAGUAGACUUCUGCAUCUCGAACUGUUCUUAUGUCUUGGCAGGCGAGGUCAAGGUUCUCAUGAAUGGAGACUCUGGAAGUCAGCCGAUCGGCGCAUUGCGGCUGAAAGCAAGUGAGGAAGGUGGAUGUUUGUGGCGCUUUCGUAGUGGAGAUGCGCAGCUCCGGGUCCGGGUCAAGCGUUUACUCGAGUAGACUUGUAUAUUGCUCUGCUAUAGUCAUACGUACCUGCGCCCGCCAAGUCAAGCCAACGGAGACCGUCAGUUCUAAUCGCUAUAUCAGUCACAACUGGUCAGUGUCGGCAUGCCAUCAGCGCUAUUUAGCGGGACUUGUGCCAGUGGGUCGCUAUUUGGCAACCUGUCUAAAAGCGGAGCUAUCUUCAUUUUUUACCGUCACGGUCUCGGUUGCUUCAAGCCAGCACUGACGUCCCUCAAUCUAUGAAUCGCCGCCCUCUACCCUGCCUGACACAACAGAUUAACAACAUUCUCUUCGGCCCACUUGCCUGCCCCCUCCUCAGCACAGACCGUCCUCCUUAAAAUCCCACCCCUUGCAUCCCUUCGUUGCCUCUCUGACUGAUGGGAUAAUUGCACCUCACUCGCCACUGCUGAAAACAUAGACGUUAACCUCCUUAGAAACCUCUGGAACCCAUACUUCCCAACCCAUUCACACUCGAAACAUAUCUAUCUAUCCCCCUCAACCAACCACGAUGAUCAACGCUAUUAAAGCACCCUCUUUCCUUCGGCCGACCAGCCGGCCGUCGUCCCCUGCGCCGCCAGCAGCCUCAAAUCCGAGGUCCGAGUCGAUGGAGCGCGCCGCACGUCCUUUGACGAAGUUAUCGUCACUGAGCAACUUCCGACGCCCCUCCCCUGCCUCUGGCCCUCCUCCGACCCCAGCGCCUGUCCCUCUGGUACAGGACGGAUCAUAUCUCGAGACUCUGGCCCUGAAGCUGAGCGAAGCGGUCUCUAAGGCGCUCGCCAAUCCAGUGGGGCCUCUCGGCACCAAUGAUGCAGUCAAUGGGAAGCGACCGAUUCCUACGGGACGAGGUCGUGCGCUUGGAUCGUUUAUCUCAGCAGAGCUGGGUGCCACGCGUGAUAAUCCACACCUCAAUCGAGCCAUUAUCCGAUCCUUGCUUCGACCGCUAUCGGUUCUACUGUCGAACCUCUCUGCGCAUCUUUUGCCUAUCAUCUCUUCGCCUGCGUUUCUUUCUCCCCCAGCUCCGACGUUGCAAGCGGCGGCUCCCAAUGCGACUCAGCUGCAUGCGCUAUCUGUCGCUGGAUUUGCUGGAGAAGUCCUCGAGGUUUUCGAUGAUCUGGGGCUCGGAUUGGACGGAGACGCUCGCGGCGAUGGGCUGAAAGUGAUUCGGGAGGGUCUCGUCUCCAUCGUCAACCGUGUGGUCAGUCCGCUGGUGGCCGGAAUCAAGCACGAAAUGAUGCUUCUGCUUGAUGCUUUGGAAACACCCAAUAGCCCCAAGAUGGCGGCCGGUGCCAAGAAUGCACCGGUCCUUCACCCUUCUAUCGUGGUUCUCACGUCCGUGAUGCCGGUUUACGCUCGAGCAUUGACCCGAUAUUCUGCCUCGCGGUGUGCUCAGGCUCUGCUGGCGCCAUUUGUGAUUUCUGUUGUUUGGCGAGGCUUGGUGGCAUUGGCCAGCCGACCCAUCGGUGCUUUGUCUCCACCGUCGCCAAACCUGCUUCCUGUUCAUCAGGGACACUCACCAUCGAUCACACCCCCUGUGACGCCUCCAUCUGCCAGAUUCACAAUCAAGCUUCCGCCGUCGCGUCCGCCGUCUCCGCCGUCUGCGGCCUUGCCGGCGUCAGCUGCUGCCGAUGCACGGGCUCUGUAUGAGCUCUUGUCGACACUGCCGCGGCCUGUGAGCAAAUCCGAGAGUGCGCGGGUGGCGAACGAGGCCAUCGAGGAGGCGUUCGAGGGACUGAAGGCGUUUGCGCCCUUCUUCGAUGCAGUGCAGGCGAAUCCGAACUUGCCGGAAGAGCAGCUAGAUGCUCUUACCGAGGAGCUGCCGACUUUGGUCGCGCUUUGCGUGCUGCUGCAUGUGCACUCCGGUCGGUCCGUCGCUGACAUGCUCGGCCUCGCCGAGGAAGAUUAUAAGAAGGCGUGUUUGUCGGGAUUCGGACGUGCCGAAGAAUGCGCUUCGGCCGUUGGCCAGCGCGUUCUCCAUAUCAUGCGACGAGAAAGCACUUCCCCAGCCGUGAUCGUGGAGUGGCUCGAAGACGAGCUUGCUGAUAUCGCGUCUGGUCAUUGACUAUCUUUUCCUUAUUCUUUUUUCACCUAUCGUGGUUGUAUUCCAGUACAGUACAGUCUCAUUUAUCUGUGGGCUAUCAAUACGAUUUUCAUUCAUAUGCGC